GAAAAUAGAGUUUGAUUUUGAAAUUGAAGGUUUGAAGCUUAGGUGGUAAGUAAAUGUGGUCACUGUUCAUAAUCAAAUACUGAAAAAUCCAAUCUCUCAAAUCAUUUUCAUUUCCCAUUUUCCCCCAAAACAAAAAUUCAAUCUUUAAUUUCAUCAAAAAAAAAAUAAUAAAAAUUCAAUCUUUUUCAUUUUCUUCUUCGAUUGUACGGCAUCAUGUGGGUAGAGAUACUGUGUGGUCUAAUCCUUUACAAAGUAAUCAAACGCUUCUUCUACGAUGAUGAUAUUUUAGAGGUCGAAUCCUCCGAUUCCAAUGCCCUCUUCUCCGUCUCCGAUCGACUUGAAAAGCUUUAUGGUGGGAAAGCCUAUGUUGGACUUCGGAUUCCUGAUGCUGACACCGGCACUCGACAGAAUAUCGAUCUGGUUCUUCUCACCAAAGGAGGGGCAGUGGUUGUAUCUGUCAAGAAUCUUGCUGGAUUUGUUUUGAUCAAUGCAGAUGGGAGCUGGUCUUGUGAGACCAAAAACAAAACAGAACAUCUUCCUAACCCAGUGGAAGAGACUAGAAAACAAGCUUCAAUUCUUGAAGCAUAUCUUGAACAAAGAGGAAUUUCUUUGCCCGAAGGAUACUUGUCUUGCAAAGUUAUACUUCCCAAUCCGAAAUGUUGUACAAUUCAGGCAGGCUCUUUUCCACCAGAAGUCAUUACCUAUGACCAAUGGACACAACAGAAACCAGAGACGAAAACUAUGUUUUCGGGUUGGCUAAAGGGUGCAUUUGGAGGUGGGAAGAAAGAGAUGCAAGAAUCGAUACAACAAAACCUCCAUUUUACUCUCAAUACAGCUCCAAUUUGGGAUAGGGUUGAGCUAAAAGGUAAAUAUGUACUUGGAGAAUUUCUAGAGUUCAAGGGAAAGCAAGAAGACCUUCAUGCCUUGAGAAAUAUCAAAAGAUCGAAAGUUAGUCGUCUCGUUACUCAGAAGACAAGUAUGCUUGGAUUCGCACAUUCGACGCUCCAAGUUUUGUACUCGCCAAGGGAUUAUCGAAGUGAAGGAGCUUCAGCUUCCGAGUGGGAAGAGGUAUGCGUAAGGUCGAGUACAGAGGUUGUCUUCCAGCCUCAGAAUUCAACCAAAGUCCGAAAAUUCAAGUUAUCUUCAGUGAUCUCUAUGACACUCAGUGCCUAAAAUCUUAACUCAUCUAAAGCCAAAAUGGCAUAAAACUAUAUCUAGAAUUGUUGUUUAUGUUAAGGUUAUUUGUAUAUAUUAUUAUGGAUAUAUAUGAGAAACUAGUUCCAUAAUAGACUUUUAUGUCUUUUAUUUUAUGGGAUUAGAAUCAAUUUGUAACCUUUUUUUCCCCUUAAAACUAUUUCUUUUGUAGUA
Cannabis sativa is the source of this 1368-nucleotide messenger RNA. RefSeq lists its product as uncharacterized. The coding region runs from base 214 to 1173 and encodes 319 amino acids. NCBI's taxonomy places the organism in Eukaryota, Viridiplantae, Streptophyta, Magnoliopsida, Rosales, Cannabaceae. The transcript is spliced from 7 exons. The record is from RefSeq and is a predicted model, not a curated record.